AUGGAUGAAGCUGUUUCAUAUCAAUUCGCUCAAGUGAAGCAGCGACGUGAAGGUAGACAUGAAAUUGAUUACGAACUUAUCUUACGGCAACAACCUAAACAAUCAAGGAUGUGUGGUAUUGGUGAGAAAGCUGAUAGAAGACCAAUCGAUCCUCCUCCAAUAAUUCAGCUUAAAGUAUAUGAUGGCAGUAUAUCACAAACAGAAAAAAGUAAUUCAUUUCUCCAGAAUCCAUACUUUUUUAUGUACGCUUCGCUGGUGGCCCCCGAUACCGAGGAAGAAUUACAUUUACUUCGUGAUGGGAAAACUCGUUCUACUACUGGCUCAGUGGUUUCGUCUCUUUACCAUCUAAAAGAUAUCGAUAAUUCGGAUGCGGGUUUUUUUGUGUUUCCUGAUUUGUCGGUACGCAUGGAAGGAACAUAUCGACUGAAAUUAAGUCUAUUCGAGAUAAUUGGUCACGGCACCUCCACCAGGCGAGAAGUGUUUCAUUGUAAAUCGAUACUUUCUGAGAUUUUCAUUGUAUACUCGGCCAAAAGAUUUCCCGGUAUGGAAGAAUCAACAUUUUUAUCACGUUCUUUCGCCGAUCAAGGCUUGAAAAUCCGGAUACGUAAAGAAAUUAGAAUUCGCAGAAGAAUUCAAAAGAGAAAAGAAAUAGAGCCAGCAGAGAGUGCCGAAAGUAGCCAAGCAAAAAGACCUCGUGGUGAGGGUGAAAACGAAGGAGAAGAUACCGAGUCGACGGAUGAAGAAAUGCAGGAACAUCAAAGCCCAGAAGGUAGUCAAUCAAAAAUCAGCACAGACACUUCACUGUCUAAUGAAAAGAAAAUAAAAGAACCAUUAAGUCAUAAUAGUCCUUCUUCUCCUCGAACGCGUGGUCCUUACGAUCAUAUACCACCACCUCAUCCAUAUGAUCCGGCAGCCGCCAUGUAUGGAAGUUAUGGAAGACCUCAUCCUUGGCAUGAUAUGGGAGAACACCCGCCACCACAUUAUCCACCCUAUUAUGAUCCAUAUGACAGGCAUUAUAUGUAUAGUCCGUAUGCAUAUUAUCCCCCAAUUCCUCCAAUAACUGAAGGUUCUGAACAUCAUCGUUAUCCGUAUCCUCCCCAUCUUUACGCAAGGCCACCAAUGUAUCCGAGUUAUUAUGAUUCAUCGAGGAUGCAACAUUCAACAUCCGAUUCACAGAAUAGUAGUAAAUCACCUUAUCCAUAUGAUGCAACAAAUCCAUACCCUGGUUACCCACGUGUUCCAGGUCCUUGGGCACAUUAUGGUGAACGACCUUCGUCAAAAGAAGAUUCAACGUUACCUCAUUUUCGGGCUGCUGGACCUUUAACGCCUCGUCCAGUACCUGCAAUGUACCCAUAUCAUCCAGAAUAUUAUGGUCCACCUUAUUUACCGCCAUUACCUCUUUCAAUACCACCUCAUGGUUCACCUACUAAAACGGAAUAUGGAAAUCAAUCAAGUGAUCAUAAUUUUGGUGUUCCUUCGGGUGGUCCAAUGCCAGCGAAAAUACCGAUACAGAAUUUAAUUGAAUCCUCGGAAAAUAACUCUCAAAAUAAUGAACGUAGUCUUAUUACUAGUAGUAAAUCUUCGCCACGAUCAUAUGGGCCAACUAGUUUUGUUCAUCCACAUUAUGCUCCACCCCGUAUGUCAGAUUAUUCACCACAAUAUCCUCCGCGAAUGCCUUACGAAUCUCCGUAUUCAAUUCCUCCUGAAUAUUCUUCCCCCUAUCUCUUCCACACUCCUACAAAAAAUACUACAAACACACAUAAAAGUCCAUCCAAAAAGACUUCAUUAUCACCACAACUUUCUUCCGAAACUCCUGUAAAACAUAAUGAAGAAUCAUCCGCUACGAAUUUGUCGCCAUCUGGGUCGGAUCCACAACAACAAAAUGAAACGCCCAGUCGACAAGUGGGAUCCAAACAAGGCACAAUAGAAUAUGGAACUAGUAAUCCUUUUGAUACUGCAAAUCGUCAGGGUUUUCAAGGUGAGACUUUUCCCGUAAACCCAGAAGCAAAUAUAUCACCUACUCCAUAUAGCAACACAUUAAUUCCAACUUCAAGACGUCAAUCAAUCCCAAUACCUUCAUUAAACCCUUUGAGCCUGAGCGAUCGUUCUGUUGCAACCGGUACACCUACCGGAUCAACAACACAAAUUCGUGGAUCCUUGAAUGCCAAUAAUGCAAAUAACACGCCAGCACAUAUUGCUACUAAUAAUAACAAUAAUUCCACAAGCACUUUUGGAUUCGAUAAUUCUCUUUCAUCAAGACGUCUGGACACAAUAGACAUUGAUAAGAAUUCCGCUAGUGUUAGCAACAAUAACAAUAACAACAUUGGUGGGAGAAAUGAUAGAUUUUCUUCAAAGAGUGAAUUAGAAAAACAUGCGCAUGGAGACGAGCGGUGA
Ambispora gerdemannii is the source of this 2394-nucleotide messenger RNA. The record is from the annotation of a GenBank genome assembly. NCBI's taxonomy places the organism in Eukaryota, Fungi, Glomeromycota, Glomeromycetes, Archaeosporales, Ambisporaceae.